Colletotrichum destructivum is the source of this 1226-nucleotide messenger RNA. RefSeq lists its product as uncharacterized. The coding region runs from base 998 to 1225 and encodes 75 amino acids. The record is from RefSeq and is a predicted model, not a curated record. Lineage: Eukaryota; Fungi; Ascomycota; Sordariomycetes; Glomerellales; Glomerellaceae. The transcript has a single exon.
GCUCCGGCGACUGUUUAGGUGGGUCAAAGUACUGUAGCGUGUCAGAGGCACUCAACAGUACCCUAGAUCACCGUUGCUGCCGUAGGCUCCUCCAGCCUCAACGACAUAUCCGUGUGAUGACAUGACCCAAAGACUGAUUUGGUAUCCGUGUUUUGAAAGGGCACAAAGGCCGGCCAAGGAAUGUCUCGCCGCAUCGAUAUAUGGCAUUCCCGACUGGCUCCCCUAUCACAUUUUCGUGGCUUUCUGGCAUGUAUCCCUUGUCGUCGCCGUGAGUUACGGAUGCCCCCCGCGCCUCGUCGGGCAGUUUUAUCUGCAUCCAUGGCAUGCACGCCUGCCCUACUCGGGUUGCUCCCAGCAUGCUGUACUUGCAGCUGCCACCGUCGUUGUUGAGAUCGCCUCUUGCUCCAGAUUUGACAGCAGGACGAGCCGGAGCCACGGCCCCGGCCUGCUCGGCUUCUUGCAGCCUUUGCAGCCUCCGCUGGGAAUGUAAAGCUAAUCAGACUUCCCGCCAGAACGCCCACUCAAACCCUGUGCCGUUAUCGGGAAAUCCACAGUCACAUUCUCCUAGUCUCUGCGUUUCCUUGCCCCAUCGCGUCCAAGGUUUCGAGCUUCUUUCCCAGGGCACUGGCGAGUAAAUAUCUGCGUUUAGCAUUACGGAUAUGCUACAGGCCGUCAACCUGCCGAAUCGUAGGGUUGAACUUUCACUUUGUCGCCUCAAGGGUUAUCCGAGAUCUGAAACAGACUGCUUCGUGGUUGUCGGUGGUUUGCAGAUCAACCACGAAAUGUGGGCUCUGAUAAAAACCCAUCUUCUGAGGGCUACAAAUCAAGAUCGCCGACCACAUUGAGCCCAUCGUGCCAGCAGAAGGCUUGAUGUUCCGAGAUAGGAUAGGCUGCGGCAGGGAUCGACCGGUUUGUCAAACUUCGGUUGAAUUAUCCUCAUCAGACCGACCAGGUGGGUGUUCGUCUCAUAAUUCAGCCGGAAAAUGUCGAAGUUGGAAUGUUGAAAGCCGAUUUCCGGCUAAGACUCUAUCGAAGUGGCGUCCAAUAUCGAUUGCAUACCAACAUAAUGCUGUCGUGUAAUCCGGCGGGGCGCGCUGUUUCGCGAUUAAGAAGAAUUGAACAACCUAGAUGCGCUUUACCACAGAUGAGCAGGGAGCAAGACAACUGUGUGUCCUUUGCCAUAUUGGCCAAGGGUUCCAAAAUUCACGGUGUCGGUUCGUCGUGAG